AUGGCUUCUUGGAACAUUAGAGGGUUCAAUAGUGCCUCUAAAGUAAUGUCGUGCAAGUCUUUGGUGAAUAAAUUCAAGUUAGAUCUGCUGUUUAUUCUAGAAGCUAAAAUCUCUGCGAAUGCUGUGCUUGACGAUUGGUUUUCUAACUCUCAUAAAGUUUUCCCUGUUGAGGGCUCUUUCAACAAUUUCUCUUUUUCUUCACCGGGUCGAAUUUGGGUGAAAUGGAAUGCCGACAAGGUUCACUUUAAGCCUCUUUUUACUUCUAGUCAAGUUAUUCAUGGUGUUAUUCAAGUUGAGAAUAUGGAUAUCUGUUGCAUUUCGGUUAUUUAUGCCUCUAAUUACAUUUCUGAAAGACAUCUGCUUUGGGAUAAGGUUGCUUCUCUGGUUAGCAAUGAAUCUUUACCUUGUGCUAUUUUGGGUGAUUUUAACUGCUGCAUUUCCCCUUCGGAUAAAGUUGGGGGUCUCCCAUUACAACAUAGUAAGAUGGGUGAACUGAAUAACUUUGUUUUCAAUGCUGUUGUCUCUGAAUUACCUUCUGUUGGGCAUUUUUUUACUUGGUUUAAUCAUAGAUUGGAUAACCCGAUUCAUAUUAAGCUUGAUAGAACCUUCAUCAAUGAUGCCUGGCUCUCUUGUUUCCCCAACUCCUACUACAUUGUUAGUGAACCGGAUGUCUCUGACCAUUGUCCGAUCAUUCUUAAUCUGGAUCAUCCUACCACCAACAAACACCGGUUUAUGUUUAAGAAUUAUUGGUGCACUUUACCGGUUUUUUGGAAGUCUGUUUUGGAUAUUUUCUCCUCCCCCCCUACUGGUAGCCCUAUAUGUGAUUUCUACCAUAAGCUCAGAGAGCUUAAAUGCCAAAUUAAACAUAGUAACUGGAUUUCUUCAAACUUUAUUAAAGACAAGAUGGAAACUCUGGCGCAGGCUCAAACGGAUAUUCUUCAGUGCCUUCAAAAUGACCCUUUGAACACUGACUUAAAUGCUAUGCUCUUGUCUACCAAUUUGGAACUUUCUGAAAACAAAGCUAGAUGGGUUGAUUGGAUUUCUCAAAGAAGUAAGGCCAGAUGGCUUAAAGAUGGUGAGGAUGAUCUCAAGUUUUUGUAUUCCAAUAUUAACUGCAGGAGCAAUGCGAACCAAAUCAGAGGCAUUACGGUUAAUGGUGUGUUGCUUAACACUUAUGAUGAUAUCUCUGUGGCCUUUAUUAACCAUUUUCAACAGCUUUUUAAUGGUGCUCCUCCUAUGGGGAACAAUACCUUGCCUAUUGGUAAUACUAUUCCCUCUGAUCUUGUUAAUGGUCUGACUUCCCCUUUCACUAUGGAAGAGAUUAAACAUGUUAUUUUCACUUCACCCUCUUCGGCUGCUCCUGGGCCGGAUGGCUUUCCUUUUGAAUUCUAUAAGUCAACUUGGAAUUCUAUUGGAAACUACAUCUGUAAAGCUGUUCUCUCGUUCUUUGCUACUUCUUUUCUCCCCAGGCAAGCCAAGAACACUGCCAUUGCUCUUAUCCCCAAGCAUCCACAUGCUACCUCUAUUAAUGACUUCAGGCCUAUCUCUCUGUGCAACUCCUUCUACAAGAUUAUUGCUAAAUUGUUGGCAAACCGGAUGAAAACUGUUAUGCCUCACAUUAUUCAUCCUGCACAAGCUGGCUUCAUCCAUCACAGAAUUAUUUCGGAUAAUAUUAUUCUGGCUUCGGAUAUUUUGAGCAAAUUCAACUCUUCUCCUAGAGAAAAAUACUUUUGUGCUAAAUUUGACAUUCAUAAGGCCUUUGAUUCUAUUUCAAGGGAUUUCAUUCUUCAACGUCUCCAAGCUAAAGGUUUUCCUGCAAUUUUCAUUUCUUGGAUUAAAUCCUGUAUUUCUGACGUUCAUUUCUCUGUUGCCAUUAAUGGGUCUCUUGAAGGUUUUUUCAGUUCGUCUUCUGGCUUAAGACAGGGUUGCCCCCUCUCCCCCUACUUGUUCACGGUGGCUAUGGAUGCUCUCUCUUGCAUCUUUGAUGAAGCUUGUCAUUCACAGAAUUUUCAAGGCUUUAAGAUGGGUAACUUGGCCAUUCAUCAUCUUCUAUAUGCUGAUGAUCUUUUGGUCUUCUCCAAAGCCAACUUACAGGAGGCUUCCUGUCUUCAUGAUAUUCUGAAUCGAUUUGGCAUCUCUUCUGGGUUGGUAGUCAAUCCGGCCAAAAGCACUAUUCUUUUCUCCAACAAUUGCCACCAGUGUGAGGAUAUUUGUGAAAUUCUUAACAUCCAACAAACCUCUAGGCCUUUUAAAUAUUUAGGCCUUCCUAUUCAUCACAAGAAGCUCACCUUUGCUGAUUUUCAGCCUCUUAUUUCAAAAAUCACAAAAGCGUUAGAUGGUUGCAAGGCUAAAGCUCUCUCCUUUGGGGGUAGGAUUCAAUUUUUAAGAUACACCAUUUUUAAUACCAUCGCCUACUGGAUUAGAGGCUCAAUUAUUCCAAAGAAAUGUUUUAAAUAUUUGGAUAGGCUUUGCUCUCGGUUCCUAUAUUCUCGUGACAUUGCAGCUAAAAAGCUUCGUCUUAUUGCCUGGAAAGACACUUGCAUUCCAAAAAUUAAUGGAGGGAUUGGUCUUCCCUCUUUUGAUGCUUUAAACUUCACUUUCUCCUGUUCUAUUAUCUGGAGAUUCAUUAAUGAUAGCAAUUUGUUAUUUUGCUGCUGGCGUAACCUUUACACCUCUCUCUGGUUCCCUCAUAACAAAGGCUGUUCUAUGUUCUGGAACAAAAUUUUUGCUAUUGCUGCUCAAAUCAAGCACUGUCUGAAUUUUAGGAUCCUGCCUAACAGUCAGCAUUCCCUUUUUUGGGACCCCUGGUGCCAUGGUAAAUCUAUCUCUGAGUUGGCUGCUUCUAAUUUGGGUGGUUGCUGGCUGAAUAAUCUUAACAAUAAUUCCGUUUCUACCAUUCUUUUGAAUGGUAGAUGGAAUUUGCCUAAUGGCAGGCCCCAUGCUCUCACGACUAUCAUUAAUUCUGUUCCAAUUAGUAAUGCAGCCACUGGUUGCCUUUGGUCUUAUUCUGAGAAGGUUUCCAACAAAAUUUUUAGGCAAGAAUUUUAUAUACACUACCCUGUGAUGGAUUUGUAUCAUUUUGUUUGGCAUAAACAUUCGGUUAUCAGAUUUUCUGCAUUUGGUUGGCUGGCCGUUAAGAACGGGCUUAAAACGGCAGACAUCCUGAUUAGGCGUGGUAUCACUGUUAAUCCACUUUGUAUCUUCUGCUUGAUGAGUAAUGAAUCUCACUCUCAUCUGUUUUAUGAAUGUGACUAUUCGUUUAAGAUCCUCUGUGCUUUAAUCCCCCAAGCACAUUCAUUACUUCUUCGUCCGAACAUACACCAAAUGUUUCAUUUUCUGGACGAUAUUUCGGUCUCGUCUGAAUUUCUGAACUUCUACUGCUUGGUAGUAAAUACUGCUGUUUACUAUAUCUGGCGAGCUCGUAAUGACAGAAUUUUUGGCAAUAAAAUUGAAUGUCACACUACUGUGGUCAGAAAGAUUAAGUAUGCUGUACAGGCUAAAUUGGGGAGAUGGAAAAAUGGCAGCAAUUUUCUGCAUCUGUUGGGUAUAACUGUUGCUGGGCGUUUUUUUGGUGGCCCUCCCGAUCUUCCAGAUACAAGGUUUUUGGUGGAAACUUUGGCUAAUAAUUCCACGUCCCGCCAUGUAAAUGUUGUUGUUAUUGGUUCUCCUCAGGAUGGUUUGGAUGAGCAGGUUCUCCAUGGCCCAAACAAUGAUGCGCUUACUUGUGGUGUUGUUCCUCCUAUUGAAAAUGUUAAAUUAUUUCCCCUUUCUCAGAAAGUUUUGCUUGUUAUUGAGUCGAUUACUGGUGGAUUAAUUGUUGGUCAAAAGGUUAUUGAUAUUUCAAAUAUUAUUCUUCCUCCUUAUGCUGUUAUUUUUAAUUUGGAGAAUAACAAAUUGAAUGAAAUGAAUGGUGGCAACAUUGAUGGUUUGGAAGGAUAUGAUGUGCAGGGUUUGAAUGGUUUUCGUGACUCUACUGUUGACAAUAAUAUUGCAACAUAUGGUAAUUGCUUGGAUGUGCCGUCUUGUAAUGUUGGCUUGGUGUCCAAUGAUGUUCUUAAUCCUAAUGAACUAACUCCUAUUUGUGGUUUUAACCAUGUUGAUUUAAAUGGCACCUCCACUAGUACAGUUAAUGCUUUUUCUUCAUUGCAUUUGAUUGAAGAUGAGCCUCUUAUUGUUGUCCAUGUUUCUCUUCUUUCUAAGGCUGAGUUGUUUACUCAUAUGGCUUUUGAUAUAGUUGGAGAAGAUUUUCAGGAGCUAGAGGAUGAUUCUAUGGAAUUAUAUGGUUUAGAUGUAAUUCACAUUGCUGAUAGUGGAUUAUACAAGAAGGUAGCUAGUUUUUUUUGUUUUGUGAAGCUUCUUUUCUCAUGCAUCUUUGAUGUGCGUGGUUGGAUGAUGUUGUUUCAGAAUUGUUUUGCAGGAUGCUGGGACUAG
This is a messenger RNA of Dendrobium catenatum, 4431 nucleotides long. RefSeq lists its product as uncharacterized. The record is from RefSeq and is a predicted model, not a curated record. Gene Ontology annotation, molecular function: catalytic activity. The transcript has 5 exons. NCBI's taxonomy places the organism in Eukaryota, Viridiplantae, Streptophyta, Magnoliopsida, Asparagales, Orchidaceae. The coding region runs from base 1 to 4431 and encodes 1476 amino acids.